Messenger RNA from Neocloeon triangulifer, 2778 nucleotides. RefSeq lists its product as uncharacterized. The coding region runs from base 101 to 2551 and encodes 816 amino acids. Gene Ontology annotation, cellular component: extracellular region; plasma membrane. Gene Ontology annotation, molecular function: oxidoreductase activity; chitin binding; copper ion binding. NCBI's taxonomy places the organism in Eukaryota, Metazoa, Arthropoda, Insecta, Ephemeroptera, Baetidae. The record is from RefSeq and is a predicted model, not a curated record. Gene Ontology annotation, biological process: iron ion transport. The transcript is spliced from 12 exons.
GGGGUCACCUGUGUAUCUGCUCGCUUCUUUAUAUAAAUGCGCAGAUCUUGCAGAACAAAAUAAUUGUACUUUUGCCGCCUAAAGGCGACAACUUGCAAACAUGGUCGUCUGGAAGAGUUGUCUACUAGCAUCCUUGUGGGUCUGCUUGAUUUUUAAUAAGGCUCAAGCUGAUGAGCUGGAGAGUCUAGAGAACUUUUUAGAAGAGACGGUUAUGUACGAAGAAGACGAUGGAAAAGUUUUGGUCAACCUUUUCGACACACCAAGAGGCGUUCGAAACUUAGCACCAGUUUUCGGCAAUUUCAACCCCAAUCUGCGGCUUGAUACGUGCAAACUUCUGGGGGAGGGCCGCUUUCCAGUAUACGGCGACUGCUCGAAAUACCUUGAAUGCGCCAAAAACGAAAACUCCUCAUCCUACACAAGGCGGAUAGUGCAAUGCGACUACGAAAUGUGGUUUAACGUGCAAGAGAAAGUGUGUAAUUUGCGGAGAUCUGAAAACUGCCCGUUGGGUCGUUUGGUACCGAACGCGAUGGUGAUCCACGACCAAAAUCCAGCGCAAAGCACCGAGAGAAGCGCAUCUCAAGAUGUUUGCAAAGCACCAGGAUUCUUUCCACAACCAGGAUGCCGAGGUUUCAUUCAUUGCCGAGCGACCACUUCAGGCUUUGAGAGAUCCGAGUACUUCUGCAGCGGACAAGGCUUUCUUUGGAACGAAAAAAAUUACACUUGCGCUCCAGAGUCAGAAGUUACUUGUUCUGUUCCUUUAAAUGAAGAAACGUGCCUUCGAGAGUGCGUCGUGGGAGACAACAGGACUUGCCGUUACAAUUUCAUUGUGCACGAGUUUGUUAGCAUGAGCAGUGUCCACUGCGGCAACUGCCCGCGCAACCUGGAUGAUUGCAACUUGCCAGGUUGCAUCACCGCAGGUGGUCUAUCAAAGCCCUUGAUUGCCAUUAAUCAGAAAGUUCCUGGACCCACAAUUCAAGCCUGCAAAGGUGACACUUUGGUGAUUACCGUGCAAAACAGGCUGCCAAGUUCAGCGGUAACAAUUCACUGGCACGGUUUGCACCAACGCAAAACCCCUUUCAUGGACGGCGUGCCGUACAUCACACAAUGCCCAAUCCACCCCGGCAACACUUUCCGCUACAGCAUGGAGGCUGACGUGUCCGGAACCCAUUUGUACCAUUCUCACAUUGGGCAUUUGGAGACGGACGGCCUUUUCGGCGCAAUGAUAAUCAGAGAGCCAAAGAAGUUGGAGCCAGGCUUGACUGGUCGGUACCAAGAAGAUUUGCCGCAACACCAAAUGCUUGUUUGGCAUUGGUUUGAAAGGGCGGCCGACACGGAGAGUUUGGACACGAGGCUGUUGAGUCGGCGUCGAGAAGGUUUUGGUCUGAUAAUCAAUGGCAAAGGUGUGGUUGGACGCAGAUUUAAUGAAUUUGGAAACCCUCUGAUAUCUCCAAUUGAAACGUACCACGUCAAAUCUGGAGUAAAGUACCGUUUCCGAGCAAUUUACAAUUCUGCCUUGAACUGUCCUGUGCAAAUAUCAAUCGAUGGCCACACACUAGAUAUUCUUGCAGUUGACGGUCGCCCCAUUCACGCAACUGCAACUAGACCCCAGUCUUUCAUAUUAAGUGCCGGAGAGCGAGUAGAUUUUGUCCCUCGUCCUAUUGGGCAAACUAAAAACGCAGCAUUUUACGUCCGAGCUCGCGGGCUGAACGACUGCGAUGACCAAAAGAACGCGGUUAACCAGUUUGCAAUUUUACGGUACGAUAACUACAAUGGAAAAGUCGAAAACUAUCCACCCCCUUCGUACACCAACGCCAUUCGAUCCGGAAUUACGUUCAACCUGAACCGAGACAUUAUAAACCCCGUCACCAAUUCAAGGAUGGUCUCCAGAACGGUUGCCGACCACUAUGAUGCCAGACCGGGAAUUGAUCUGAGUCUGAGUGGUACUCCCAAUUACAGAUUUUACAUCGAAGCCAGUUUCAAUUUAUUCACAGCGGCGGAGGGAAUACAGACGGUUUUGCCGCAGCUGAACGGAAUUAGCUGGAGCAGCCCUUCUUUCCCGCUUUUGACGCAAUCUGAGUUGGUCAACAAUGCAACCGUUUGCACCCAAUACAACCGCCCUAGUAAUUGCCAAAGUCGACUGUGUCAGUGCACGCACACGGUAGAAAUUAAAAACGGAGACUUGGUUGAGCUCGUCAUUGUGGACCCUCGUGGUUUAAGUGACAUUGGGCACCCUUUCCACCUGCACGGUUUCGCCUUCCAAGUGGUCUCCCAGUACGCUUUCCAGCAAGCGAUUACAAUGGAUGAAGUUCGCAAUCUUGUGGAAAGAAACAGAAUCCCCCGAAACCGCGACGGCCCACUGAAAGACACGGUGCUUGUUGCAGGAAGAGGACUUGCCAUUGUCAGAUUUGUAGCCAACAACCCUGGUUAUUGGCUGUUCCAUUGUCACAUUUCCGAGCACAUGGCCUUGGGUAUGGCGCUCAACUUUAAAGUAGGAGAAAACAAAGAUAUGGUGCCGCCACCAAAGAACUUCCCAAGGUGUGGGAAUUAUUAGCAAUAUAUAUGCGCUCAAAUGCUAGAAAUAAAAUGUAGCUCUGCGCCUCUCACAUUAUGUGUCUAGCAUGUGUUCCAAGUUCAAGGAUUUCUAUAAAAAUUUAAUUUUUGUGGAAUUAUUAAAUUUAUAGAUGAAUAGUGAAUAAUUGUGAUUUAAAAAAAAAACUGUGAUCAACAUUUUGUUACGCUAAUAGUGAAUGGGAGAAACAAUAAAAAUGAAAUUAAUAG